UUUUUUUUUCGUUUAAGGAGUAUUCCCAGGUGUGGAUAGGGACAUUAAUUCUUGACAUAUCUUUCCAAAUUAAAGUUUUUUACCACUUUAGGUGUUUUUGGAAAGAAGGUUGGUCCUAGAGCAUCUCAUGUACGAUAAAGUGGUGUCCUUUGGUUUCCACAGGGCACACUGUGGAGCGUGGCAUGCCUUCACAUUCUUCUCUUACUUGCACUGAAAUAUGUUUGAAGUACAACCCGGUAUAAUCUGCUCAUAGCUGACAGCAGAGGCCCACGGGAAUUUGGGAUGGAUUUUUUGUUCCCUAGCUAUAGCAGGACUUUUGGAUUAGGGGUAUAUUUAGGUUCUUCUUUUUUUUUUGAAGUCAUCUCAACCUUUUGGGUAACUUAGAACUAACCAUUGACAUGACAACCCUGUAGGUAAGCACUUGCCCAAGACAAGCUUUGGAUUUCACAAGAAAUACUUGAUUCUUUACGUCAUGUGUUAUAAUUGAUUUAUGCCAGCUUUCAAGACAUGCCAAAUGGCAUGACAGGUGUUGAGUUUCCCUCUCCAGUGGUGUUGGCUAUGGUGUUUCUGUGCAACCCAAAGAUCAACCCAAAGUGUUGAGUACAUUUGUAGAAAUGAGCGUACGGAGUGUCCUUUCUCUGCACAUGGGCACUUCACUUUGUCAGCAAACAAGGCUAACAAACUUUACCAUAUAUUUGUGCUUCUUGACAGAUAAGAUGGGAAUUACUAAGCUGUAAUGAGGCCUAAAGUGGCCUGAUUUAAUACAGAGACUUUCUCACUUCUCCAUCACAAUUAUUUGUGUAGCUUCGGCAUGCAGCAUUCUUUGCAGUUCCUGAUCCCUUAAUGCCGGAUCCUUCCAAGCAACCAAAGAACCAGCUUAAUCCUAUUGGUUCAUUACAGGAAUUGGCUAUUCAUCAUGGCUGGAGACUUCCUGAAUAUACCCUUUCCCAGGAGGGAGGACCUGCUCAUAAGAGAGAAUAUACCACAAUUUGCAGGCUAGAGUCAUUUAUGGAAACUGGAAAGGGGGCAUCAAAAAAACAAGCCAAGAGAAAUGCUGCUGAGAAAUUUCUUGCCAAAUUUAGUAAUAUUUCUCCAGAGAACCACAUUUCUUUAACAAAUGUAGUAGGACAUUCUUUAGGAUGUACUUGGCAUUCCUUGAGGAAUUCUCCUGGUGAAAAGAUCAACUUACUGAAAAGAAGUCUCCUUAGUAUUCCAAAUACAGAUUACAUCCAGCUGCUUAGUGAAAUUGCCAAGGAACAAGGUUUUAAUAUAACAUAUUUGGAUAUAGAAGAACUGAGUGCCAACGGACAGUAUCAAUGUCUUGCUGAACUAUCAACCAGUCCCAUCACAGUCUGCCAUGGCUCGGGUAUCUCCUGCGGCAAUGCACAAAGUGAUGCAGCUCACAAUGCUUUGCAGUAUUUAAAAAUAAUAGCAGAAAGAAAGUAAACUUUGAACACCUUUGAAAGCCCUUCAUUAGCACGUAAAAAGUUCCCCUCUCAGCCCUUCCCUAGUAAAACAUUUACCACGUUUGGUUUAUGUCUUGUUUCUAAAUCUCUUCGUAGAUUCCUUCAACACUCUAGAUUUAAUUAUCUCCUAGUAGUUGUUACUAAGCUCUUUUUAAUGGCUUCAACUUUGUAUUGGUAUAUUGUAUUUAUAAACUUUGUACCACAAGGCAGAGUGUAGCACCCAUUUUACAGUGCCAUGCACAUCGGAGGAAGAAACUGCAUGUUUGUUGGUGACGACGAUGAUGAUGAUGAUGAUGAAAUAAAACUGCUAGCAACAGUCUUUCUUACUGGUGCUUAAACUCUUCUUUGCGCAAGGCUUUGUAAAGGGAAUUUGAAGGAAGCCUUUUGGAAUUAGAGUGUUGAGGGAUAGCACUAACAGGAUUUGAAAUGUGAUUGUUAAAUUUCAGGGAACAUGACUGGUCUGCCGUGUAUUUGAAUCCAGAUAAUAAAGAGCUGUUAUAAUGGAGUCCUGCUCAUUCUAUUAAAGAGCUACCGACUUGA
Molecule: messenger RNA, 2006 nt
Organism: Lemur catta (Ring-tailed lemur)
Lineage: Eukaryota; Metazoa; Chordata; Mammalia; Primates; Lemuridae
Gene: PRKRA
Product: protein activator of interferon induced protein kinase EIF2AK2
Exons: 6
Coding region: 844-1446 (200 amino acids)
Source: RefSeq, a predicted model, not a curated record